AUUCACUUGCUGCGGGGGGGCAGCGCCAAGUUCAUCAGCGAGAUGUCGAAGCGACUCGACGCGUGCCUGGCGAAGGACGUCGUCGCCCGAGAGAGAGGUAUCAAAUUUGGGGACGGUCCCAAACAAAAGUGGCGCGACGUCGAGGCGGACGAGGUCGACUUGGGCAAGGAGUUCGUCACCGAUAACGCCAAGCUAGGGCUGAACCGCAAGAACGCGUUGGAUGGCGUCAUCCACGAUUACGUCACCCACAAGCCAAAGAAAGACGGGAACUUCCUGCGCCCCAAAUACGUGCAGCUCUUCGCUCACAACAUUGAUGGGGUCACCAUUGGGCCUACUGGCACCAAGGCGAUGAUUUGUUUUUGA
Molecule: messenger RNA, 363 nt
Organism: Prorocentrum cordatum
Lineage: Eukaryota; Dinophyceae; Prorocentrales; Prorocentraceae
Source: the annotation of a GenBank genome assembly